Molecule: messenger RNA, 1116 nt
Organism: Closterium sp. NIES-65
Lineage: Eukaryota; Viridiplantae; Streptophyta; Zygnematophyceae; Desmidiales; Closteriaceae
Source: the annotation of a GenBank genome assembly
AUGGCGGCGGCCACGGGGCGGCAGAGAUCAUCUGCUGUUAAGAUGGUGCUGGCGGCGCUCUUUGUCGCGUUCCGCGUGCGCGAGGCGGGGGUGACGCACGUGCUGGUGACGGGCGGCGCGGGGUUCAUCGGCUCACACGCGUCGCUGCACCUCCUCACGUCCGGCCACCGCGUCACCAUUGUUGACAACCUAUCGCGGGGCAACUGGGGCGCGGUGCAGGUGCUGCAGCGCAUAGCACCGGAGGGGCGGCUGCAGUUCAUCAAUGCGGACCUGGGGGACCCGCGCAAGGUAGAGGCGGUGUUUGCGAGCAACGCCAUCGACGUGGUGAUGCACUUCGCUGCCGUCGCUUAUGUGGGCGAGAGCAUGCAGGAGCCGCUCAGGUACUACCACAACGUGACGGCCAACACACUGACGCUGGUGGAGGUUAUGGGGCGGCACGGCGUGACACAGCUCAUCUACAGCAGCACGUGCGCCACGUAUGGCGAACCCAAGACCAUGCCCAUCACUGAGGAUACUGUGCAGGCGCCCAUAAACCCGUACGGCAAGUCAAAGAAGAUGGCGGAGGACGUCAUCCUCGACUACGCGCGCGCCAACCCUCGCCUCGCCGCCACCAUCCUCAGGUACUUCAACGUGAUAGGGUCGGACCCCAGUGGGCGGCUGGGGGAGGCGCCUCGCCCAGAGCUGAGGCACCACGGGCGCAUUACCGGGGCGUGCUUCGAUGCCGCCAUGGGCAAGAUUGACGGACUCAAGGUGAUGGGCACGGACUACCCCACAGCGGACGGCACGUGCAUCCGCGACUACAUCCACGUCACGGACCUCGUCAAUGCACACGUGGUCGCCAUGCACCACCUCACACCCGGCACUGUUAACAUCUACAACGUCGGCACUGGCAAAGGGUACUCGGUGCGGGAGUUCGUGAAUGCGUGUCUGAACGUGACAGGGGCGCCCAUAAAGGUGAUGGAGCAGAAGGCGCGGCGGCCGGGGGACUACGCGGAGGUGUACAGCGACCCCUCUAAGAUCUACCGUGAGCUCGGCUGGAAGGCCAAGUACACGGACCUCAAGGACUCGCUCGCCAUGGCCUGGCGCUGGCGCCGACUGCACCCCGACGGCUAUUGA